UAUAAUAAAUAUAUAUACAUCAUGUCAACUUCUAUCGCUACUACUGGUCCUCAUCUUUGGCUUCGUGCUGAAACCAAGCCCAUGGAACACAGAGCUGCAUUAACGCCUGCAACUGCAAAAGAAUUAUUAAACGCCGGCUAUAGAAUCACCGUUGAACGCUCUGAAGAACGUAUCUUUGAUGAUGAAGAAUAUUCAAAUGUUGGCUGCACCCUUGUUGAUAAACUUAGCUGGAAGACAGAUGCUCCUGCUGAUGCCUACAUUGUCGGUUUGAAGGAGCUUCCUGAAAAUGAUACUUCUCCACUUCAUCAUACCCACAUCUUCUUUGCUCACUGCUUUAAGAACCAAGCUGGCUGGAAAGAACUACUUCAACGCUUUGAUGCUGGCAAAGGUACCAUCCUUGACCUUGAAUUCUUGAAUGACUCAAAUGGUCGCCGUGUGGCUGCUUUUGGUUAUAUGGCAGGUUUUGCAGGUUCUGCUGUUGGUAUUGAUGUUUGGUGUCACCAAAAGACGAAUCCUGGUGAAGUCUACGGUGCCCUUACUCCUUAUCCAAACGAAGAUGCCUUAAUCAAUUAUAUCAAGGGACGUUUAGCUAAUGCAGCUGCUUUAAACAACAAUCAAUAUCCAACGGUCAUGGUCAUGGGUGCUUUAGGUCGCUGUGGUACGGGUGCCUGCGACUUUGCCCGUAAGGCAGGUAUUCCUGAAGAAAACAUCAUCAAGUGGGAUAUAAAUGAAACCAAGAAUGGUGGCCCUUUCCCCGAGAUUCUUGAAGCUGAUAUCUUUGUUAACUGCAUUUAUCUCAAUCAAAAGAUUCCUCCAUUUAUCACUCAAGAAUUAAUAGAUGGUCCUCGCAAACUUUCUGUCAUUUGUGAUGUCUCUUGUGAUACAACUAAUCCUAAUAACCCUAUUCCCGUUUAUUCUAUCAACACUACGUUUGACAAGCCUACGGUCCCUGUCAAGACAUCGAACCCCUAUCCUUUGGAAGUUUGUUCUAUUGAUCAUCUACCUACACUCUUGCCUAGAGAAAGUUCAGACAUGUUCUCUCGCGAUCUUUUACCCACUAUGCUUGCUUUGAAGAAUCGUCAUGAAUCCCCUGUUUGGAAUGGUGCCGAAAACUUGUACAAGGAAAAACUUGAAGCAUCAAGAUCAGCCUAAAUACAUCCUCAUCUUUUCUCACGCUCCCAUCUUGUAUAGUAAAUAGAAACUUUAUUUUUCAUUUUGUAUAUCCUCUAAAAUAAAAAACGAUGCAAACUUCGACAAAAAAAAAAGCAUAUAUUAUGUAUUCACAACAGUAUAGGGUCAACAUUUCUUUUAAUUAUGUGAAAAAAAUGACUGAACAACACCAACUGUUAGCUCGUUACCUUACACGUUGUAUCUGUCUUAUAAGUAAUCGUGUGAAAUUAGUUUAUGCCCAUACUUUAAGAACGAAGCCCACUCAUAUUCAGUCG
This is a messenger RNA of Rhizopus microsporus ATCC 52813, 1445 nucleotides long. Its product is annotated as saccharopine dehydrogenase Lys3. Gene Ontology annotation, cellular component: cytoplasm. The transcript is spliced from 4 exons. NCBI's taxonomy places the organism in Eukaryota, Fungi, Mucoromycota, Mucoromycetes, Mucorales, Rhizopodaceae. Gene Ontology annotation, molecular function: saccharopine dehydrogenase (NAD+, L-lysine-forming) activity. The record is from RefSeq and is a predicted model, not a curated record. Bases 22 to 1152 code for a protein of 376 amino acids.